AUGAUUUUUUCCCAAGAAAAUUUCCUUCAUGAGUAGGAAUUCUUUGGUCUUUGCCGACACCCACUUGUCCACAAGGCCCAUAAACCUAAUUGUUCGAACGGUAAUUCUCCUACAACACCACCUGUGUGUGUGUAAAAGUCUGCAUAGUUCUCUGGAUUCUUCUAUCUAUACCAUUGACAGAUAAGUAAUGGAUUCAAUGCUGGGUAAUUGGCCUUCUGUCAACCCUCAAAAUUUCAGCCAGUUACGACCCUCUGAUCCUUCCAAUCCUUCUAAAAAGACUCCUGUUACUUAUCGGCCAACACAUGACCGGACCAUCCCACCACCUGAUCAAGUGAUUACUUCAGACGCGAAAAAUAUACUUCUGAGGCACUUCUAUCAGCGUGCGGAAGAGAAGUUGAGACCCAAGAGAGCUGCUUCGGAAAAUCUGUCACCCGAGCAUGCAAACAAGCAUCCUAGAGCUUCUUCUUCGGAUAGUUCCCUCUGAGCUUUCUGGUAUUUUCUUGUACAUAUUACAGUAGUAGAAAUGUGUUGUAAACUCAUAGCUCCUGCUUACUGUUGUAAACUUAAUUACCCCGGAUUAAUAAAGUUAUCAAACGGUUAAUAAAUUUCUACCUAAUUUGGCCAUCGCCGCACAUACAUGUCGUGCAUCUUAGGCUUACA
Molecule: messenger RNA, 660 nt
Organism: Olea europaea var. sylvestris
Lineage: Eukaryota; Viridiplantae; Streptophyta; Magnoliopsida; Lamiales; Oleaceae
Product: DET1- and DDB1-associated protein 1
Exons: 4
Coding region: 188-484 (98 amino acids)
Biological process (GO): positive regulation of proteasomal ubiquitin-dependent protein catabolic process
Cellular component (GO): Cul4-RING E3 ubiquitin ligase complex
Source: RefSeq, a predicted model, not a curated record